Exaiptasia diaphana is the source of this 1295-nucleotide messenger RNA. RefSeq lists its product as uncharacterized. Bases 246 to 1202 code for a protein of 318 amino acids. The record is from RefSeq and is a predicted model, not a curated record. Lineage: Eukaryota; Metazoa; Cnidaria; Anthozoa; Actiniaria; Aiptasiidae. The transcript has a single exon.
GAAAAGAACCACGGUUAUUUUGGCGAAAUAAACCGGAUGAAACGCAGGCUACCUCUGAGUUGGCGUGACUUUUCAUAGCCUGUYCUCGGUUGACUAGUUUGGCGAUUGACGCAUUCUUGUACGUCACGCAAUACAUAACUUAAUUGUGUUUCCUUGUGACAGCGUGUUUGUGGUUAUUUUGGAUCUUUCGCGACCAUAGCAAAUCAGAGAUGAAGCGAUGAAAGCGAAGUCUGUUAUAGCAGAUCAUGGAAGAGUUGCUGUAUUAUGAAGAAUUCAUCAAGAAACGAGAAAUCCAAAACAAUUGGAUUCAGUACUGGGCUAUUUUGAGAGGCACCAAGAUGUACUUGUAUGUAUCGAGGGAUUGUAAAGAUGUAGAUUUUUGUGAAAUCAUUUGGCUACCUCAUGGAUCAAAAUGUAUCUUACUCAAACGAAGAACUUAUAGUUUUAGAUUUCGACUAUCGACAAGCGAGGGAAUACAUUAUUUUAAAUGCGAUUCAAAUCUGCAAAGACAUCGAUGGAUUCACAUGAUUCAUUUAGCGAGCUCUGGCYGCUUACCAGAAAUACCACCAAAUCAUAUCAAUAUGAGAUGUUGUUACGGCGAAACAUCAUCAAUGGAUCUUACUGGCAGCACAAAAUGGAAACACUCUAGCCUGGAAAAUAUUGUCCAAGAGAAAGAUCUCAUCGAAGAAGCGUUAGAGGAGAAAGAGAACGACCAGCUGGAGCUCMGUGAGAAAGCUGACAUCAAUACAGACAUAACGUCAAAUAACGACAAUGAUGGCGGUAUUGUCACAGGCGAAUCAUCGAAUACAAAUGUUUUACUUGAAAAUAAAGAAAGUGAGAGCAUAAAAAACAAUUCCAAGAGACCCAUUUUAAAGAAAGACAACGAUAACAUUGCGGAGUAUGGAAAUUGUCUGGCCAUCGAGGCACAGGAAGUCGUGCCACCUGCAAAACAAACAUGGCCAUUCACUUUCGGUUCUUUUCGAAAGUCCUCGAGAAAACAGGGAAUUCUCUCGARAAAAGAGGGCAAAAAYGAUGAAARCGAUUCUCAAUCAUCAAAGAAAAAACAUGAGGAAAAGAGAGAUAAUUCAGUAAGGUUUUCAAUGGAUAAUCCUGCAUUCACAUUUGAUGAUCCCGAACAGGCCGAUUCCUCCUCUUUACAGCAAAGCAGAAUAAUCAAUGUUACUCCAUCUGAGAACCAAUAACUGUUACUAAUUUUUCCUCUAAUUAAGAACUUAAUUCCAGAAGAAAGUGAUUUAAAUUAAGAUAUUUGACAAAUAAAUUUUUGACAGUGAUAU